Ramularia collo-cygni is the source of this 2163-nucleotide messenger RNA. Its product is annotated as related to QDE3 protein (involved in gene silencing). The transcript is spliced from 6 exons. Gene Ontology annotation, molecular function: ATP binding; 3'-5' DNA helicase activity; four-way junction helicase activity. Gene Ontology annotation, biological process: double-strand break repair via homologous recombination. The coding region runs from base 1 to 2163 and encodes 720 amino acids. Gene Ontology annotation, cellular component: nucleus; cytoplasm; chromosome. The record is from RefSeq and is a predicted model, not a curated record. NCBI's taxonomy places the organism in Eukaryota, Fungi, Ascomycota, Dothideomycetes, Mycosphaerellales, Mycosphaerellaceae.
AUGAACAUGGAUGAUGAUGAGUUUGGACUUUCGUCCUCAGACGAAGCAGAACUGCUGAACCUCGAGCCUACAAUCGUGAGCAACGGGAAACGCAAGAAUGAGGACGAAGAUAUUGUUAAUGGUGCCAAAAAGCUGCGACCGGAUCGCGAUGACGUGCCUUGCUCUUCGCCUGCUGCCAUCGCUACGGCGAACACAGUCCUUCGGCAACGGUUCGGCAUGAAUGCAUUUCGACUGAAGCAGGAGGCUGCUAUUGCCAGGCUACUCGAUGGUGGCAGCUCCGUAGUCGUGUUCCCUACAGGCGGCGGCAAGUCACUGUGCUAUCAAGUCCCGGCACUCUGCUUCAAGGAACUUGACAAAAUAGCAGGCGAACGUCAAGGUCCUGUCGAGCAAGGUAUCACAUUGGUUGUGUCUCCUCUCAUCGCACUCAUGAAGGACCAAGUCGACGCUCUACUCCGUCGUGGUAUCAAGGCGGCAGUUCUGGACUCGACCAGGACCAAGGAACAGUACCUCCAGACUAUCGAUGAGAUGCGCAAUGGUACUCUGGACAUUCUAUAUUGUGCACCAGAAAGAUUGAACAACGAAGGGUUUGUUACCAACAUGGCGAACGUCCAGGGCGGUGUUCGACUCCUGGCAGUCGAUGAGGCUCACUGCAUCUCCGAAUGGGGUCACUCAUUCCGUCCCGAUUAUCUCAAAGUUGCACGAUUUGCCAGGGAAAUCCAAGCUGAAAGAGUGAUAUGCUUAACCGCAACCGCGACGCCGACCGUCGCAAAAGACAUCUGCAAAGCUUUUGAUGUUCCUGAGUCUGGGCUCUUUCGUACAUCGACUUAUCGAUCAAACCUUCGCCUAUACGCACAGUCGUACAACACGAAGAAUGAGACAUUUCCAAAGUUGCGGGCUUUCUUAAAGGCCCAUCCAGGACCAUCGAUAAUCUACGUAACUUUGCAGAAGCAGUCGGAGGAACUUGCGCAGCAGCUUCGCUCACAAGGUUUCGAAGCUAGACACUUUCACGCUGGAAUGAAGACAGAGGAGAAAACUGCAUGUCAGGAAUCUUUCAUGGCCUCAAAGGACAUGAUUGUUGUCGCUACCAUCGCCUUUGKCAUGGGCAUCGACAAGGCAAAUAUUCGAAACGUCGUUCACUAUGCAGCACCUUCAAGUUUGGAAGGGUACAGCCAGGAGAUCGGAAGAGCAGGUCGGGACGGCAUUGAGAGUCAUUGCAUGUUGUUCCUGUGUGCCGAAGAUCUCCAUUUGCGAGAGUCGUUCGCGAGAGGCGACUUGCCCUCGAAAUCCUCGAUCACGGACCUUCUUCAAGAGGUCUUCUGUUUGGUUCCCUCGCCGGCACCGGAGUCGCACAUCGAGGCAAAUCUAUACCAGCAAGGGAAAGAUCAUGACAUCAAAGCAAACGCCCUUGGCAACAUCUACGCGCAACUUGAGCUCUCAUUCAAUCUCAUCAGAGCGACAACUCCCAAGUAUACCAAAUACUCGUACCUGGAGCUGAAAUACACCGGAUGGGAUAAGUCACCAGCUGCCACUGGUCUAAGAAGACUUACCGAAAAGAAGACAAAGCUGUCGCAUGUGGACCUGGACAAUGCGUACCAGACCACUGGAGUCUCGCGAGCCGAUCUCGUUGCGAAGCUGAAUGCCUGGAACGAUGACCGUUUCAUCGAUUUAAAGACUGGCGGUAUGGUGAACGUCUUUCGAGUCGCGGACCACAAGAACUGGCCCCCACCAAAAGUCAAGAUGCAGGAAGUCAUUGACAAGUUGUACAAAGAGCUGCAACUGCGCGAGAAGCAAGACCUGGACCGGAUGGAUCAGGUUAUGGACUUGAUCACAGGCACAGCUUGCUUCGCAAAGACUCUAGCCGCUCACUUUGGAGACAGUCUGCCUGGCGAUGCUAAUGAAUGUGGUCACUGUACCUGGUGCGAGCAUCAUCAACCAGUCRCGAAAAUCACACGUCCACCAAAAGCUUGGGAUGCGGCCGCGUUUUCACAAGUUCUCCGGGCGUGUCCCGAUCGAGAUGAUCCUCGUUACCUUGCUCGGGUUGCAUUUGGCAUUGGCAGUCCGCGGGUGACGGCAAACAAGCUGAGCAAGCACAAGGUCUUCGGAUGCAUGGAGGAGCAUGAUUUCAUGCAAAUUCUGCAGGCCGCGGAGAAAGUCUGCAAGUGA